UCUUGAAGUCACAUAUUAACAUAUCAGUGAACUUCGAAUGUAACUCUAUGUCAGGAGUCCUGAUUUAAUAUUUUUUUACUCUAAAUAUUACUUGUAUGCAGAAAUUAACAGAUUAAAAACAUGAAGCCGUUGCUACAGGUGCUGCCACACAACCAUACGACGCAGUACUGCGAUGGCAGUUUUUGCAGGCUUCAAAUUUGUUAAACCCCGCCAUGGGGAACAGAAUUCCCAUCGCCAUCAAAAGGGUUUAGGGCAGAGCUCUUCUCCUCCGGUCUCAGACGUUGAAGACGAACAUUAUCGCCGAUAAUGUCACAGAAUGAGUCGACGGCCACCGGCGCCACCAAUUCCGAGGCCUGGAACAUAGCCAGAACCCGUUGCAGACUUUCGAGCUCCUCCAUUUCAGCCUCCUUCUCCGUGUUCAUCUUCAACAUCAUCAUGAUCCUGAUCAGCAGUAAGAUCGUUCCCUCUUUCCUCCGCCUCCUCGGCCAGCACCGCAUGAUCUCUGAUUUCAUAAUUGGGGUUCUGUUGGGCAAUGUAAGAUUAUUGCGGGUAACCGUCGAGGAUCAUGUGAUCAUCGCCAUAGUCCGCAUGGGUUCCUUCGCCUUCUGCUUCUACCUCUUAGCCCUCGGGCUCGAGAUGGAGCCUAAAAAACUUCUCAAUUGGUCCAACCCUGCAACGAAGCUUGCGUGCUCCGGUAUCGUCUCCACUAUCGGAAUAACCCUUUUCUGCUACACAAUCAUGAACUUGAGCGGCCUUCAAGUCGCUAGAAUCAAAUCGUACCAAACGGUCUGCGCACUGGCCAUCGCCCUAGCUGCGACCUCUUCCCCCAUCCUCACCCGCCUCAUCACCGAGCUCAAGAUCGGAAAAUCGGAGAUCGGCCGCCUCGCCGUUCGUACCGGUCUCGCUAACGACAUGAUCUGCACAUUCUUCAUGUGUAUCGGCGUUCUUCUCUACGGAUACCAGUUACGGAAUCCCAACGCACCUCUUUCGGCCCAUUUCACCAACGCUAUUCUCAAGCUUCUGUUUGUUACCAUCGAGAUUUGCUUCAUCUUCAAAAUCAUCAACCCCUUUAUCGGCUUCUUAAACGAUCGCAACCCUGAAGGAAAACCCAUCCGUGGCAUCGACAUGCUGCUCGUCAGUCUCGUAUCCAUUAUGCUCUGCUUCAGCUCCGUUCUCUACGGCUACGACCCUAAUUUCAACGCCUUCAUCGUUGGCCUCUGCCUGCCUCGCCAUGGCCGAAUGUCAAAUUUUCUAAUCAGCCGAAUCAAUUUCGCCCUCACCACUCUCAUCCUACCGCUCUACGUCGUCCUCGUCGGCUUUUCCACCGAUUACAGAACAUGGGUUACACAAGAGAGCCGCACCGCCUACAGACUCCUGAUCAUCGGAUCCAUCGGAGUGGUCGGAAAGCUGACGGGGACUGUAGCUUGCAGCAUGCGUUACGGCCUUCUAUGGCCGGAGGCCAUCGCUCUCGGUCUUCUUCUAAACGUAAAGGGUUACUUCCACAUCUUCUGCGCAUACACCGCCUCGACAAUAAACAUGAUCGAACCAGAGAUGAUGAUGGUGAUGUUGCUGGUGACGAUCGGGACGAUCAUUCCGACGCCGUUGGUGGUGGCGUUUAUUGUGCGGCGUGCGAGAGCGAGGGCGAGGGAGCUGGGGGUUAGGCCGCUGGGGUUGCAAUGGUGUAAUGCGGGGAGUGAGGUGAGGAUUUUGAUCGGAUUGCAUGGGCUUCAAGAUGUUGGGAUGGCGGUGAAUGUGAUGGAGGCGAUGAGGGGGAAAGGGAAGGAGGAAGAGGAGGAGGAGGGUAGGUUGAUGGUGUAUGUGAUGGAUAUGGUGGAGAUGACUGAUAAAGCUGCGGCGUCGCUGGUGCAUGGGGAGGGGAUGGAGGCGGUGACGGUGAGGGAUGAGGAGAUUGUGGAGAUGAGGGAGCAGAUUGGGUCUGCAUUGGAUGCUUACAAGGAGCAGAGUGGUGAAGGCGUGAGGGUGCGGAGGAUGCUUGCCGUCUCCUCCUACGACUUUAUGCAUCAGGACAUCUGCAGCGCCGCCCAGGACUGCAUGGCGGCAAUGGUGGUGCUCCCCUUCCACCGCCGGCAGAGAAUCGACGGCUCAAUGGACGCCGGCCACCUAGGACACAGGCUCAUGAACCAAAAGGUCCUGCAACACUCCCCCUGCUCAGUCGCCAUCCUCAUCAACCGCGGGCUCGGCCGCUCCUCCACCCAACGGUCCUCCUCCUUCGCAUGUCAAAACGUCUGCGUCGUCUUCAUCGGCGGAGGAGACGACCGCGAGGCCCUCGCUUACGCCGGGAGAGUCGCCCGGCACCCAGGCGUCAGACUCACCGUCCUCAGAUUCCUCCCCGACGGCAAAGUAACCGGGCCGGGGAGGCGGAUUCUGACGGCGGCGGAGAAACAUGAGAUGGAGAGGAAGGCGGAUGAGGAGUACUUGGCCGGAUUUUAUGAGAGGUAUGUGGAGGGGGGGAGGGGAGUGAGGUAUGUUGAGAAGCGCGUGGGUAGCGGGGUGGAGACGGUGGCCACUUUGAGGGGACUGGAGGGGGAGCACGAGCUCUUUGUUGUGGGGAGAGGGAAGGAGAUGGAGUCGGUGCUGACGGCGGGGAUGAGCGAGUGGGCGGAGUAUCCGGAGCUGGGGCCGAUUGGAGAUGUUCUUGCGGCGCCGGAUUUCUCAGUGACGGCAUCUGUGCUCGUAAUACAGCACUGUGAUGUUGCCAGGAGAUGUGAUGUGAUUGAUUAUGAGUUUCUUCCGGUUUAGGAGCGGUUGAGAGGGGCAAAUUUGUAAAUUUCGUUGUAAAACAAUCAAAAUAUAACGAAAUUGGAAUGUAGGAGGUGAGGUUAAAUAUCUUCUUUUUAUUUAUUUAUUUAUUUUGUUUAUGU
This is a messenger RNA of Phalaenopsis equestris, 2882 nucleotides long. Its product is annotated as cation/H(+) antiporter 28. The record is from RefSeq and is a predicted model, not a curated record. Gene Ontology annotation, cellular component: endomembrane system; membrane. Lineage: Eukaryota; Viridiplantae; Streptophyta; Magnoliopsida; Asparagales; Orchidaceae. Gene Ontology annotation, molecular function: antiporter activity. Gene Ontology annotation, biological process: regulation of pH; proton transmembrane transport. The coding region runs from base 307 to 2760 and encodes 817 amino acids. The transcript has 3 exons.